GCAAUGGUUGAUGGUUGAAAGAUCACUUUCAUUCAAAAUCGUUCAUUCAUCUUCCUUGAAAAGUUGUAUUCGCAUGGUGUUAAACUUGCAUUGUGAGUUCUAAAGUGGUUUUAUUGUUAGUGUGAUGCAGUGAUAUUGUGUGAUAAUGUCUGGAUCCGACAAAAAGAGGUCUAGAAAGUCUAAAUUGAUACCGCGGUCGGAGAACGACGACGAUAUUAAAUUGCAGGAUGAUCGUCAGGAAAAGAGAGCAGAAUUAAACAAAAGAAUGUCUCCAGACAGAAAUCAACCAUCGACAUCGACAUACAGGCCGAUGCAGUUCGACGUAAAAAUUGAAGUUGAAGAAUGUGAUGAUGAGGAAUUCUCUGGCACCAUAACAAACUUUAUUCCGGAUGACCAAAUCAAAACUGAAAUUACGAAUGAAAAUGACUUAUUUGAAGCAGAAGAACUCAAAACUGAAAUUAUCAAUGAAAAUGACUUAUUUGAAGCAGAAGAACUCGAUAUCAACAUGCUUUUAUCGCGAGCACUGAAAAUGAAAAAAGAUAAAACGACUGGCAAUAAAGAUAUUAAUAACGUGUUAUCUAUUAUAAACGAUCAUAAAUAUACAAAUGAAGAUGAAGCCCCCAAAACGAGCCGAAUUCAAAAACCAACGUCGAUCUACCAUUUGCAUUUGGAAGAGGAUUAUAUUCUGGAGGCUAUAGAUGAGCUGAGUAAAGAGGAUUUGUCUCCGGCAGACAAAAUAUUAGCAGUCGAAUCAAAGAAUCUGUGGGGUCGACUGAGGAUGGUGGAUGACACACCAUCGAAGCAAGAAGCAAGAAUCCAAAUAGCGCUGAACUCUUGGAAGUACUGGAAAGUUACGUGUAAGGGUGGAUACCUCCCAAAGAUGUACAAAUGUUACAUUUGCGAGAAAGCUUGGUGGCAUCUCGGACCGUUCCAAGAUCACAUGAACAUGCACGAUGAUAAGGAAUUGAGAGUUGAGACUGAAUCACAGGGUUUGGAGUACAACAUCAUUGCGUACAAUCCAAAAGCGCCGCACGCUUUCAAAAGUUUCGAAACUGAUACACACUGCUGGAAAUGUGGUUACACGUACAACGAACAUCCGACCGACGAGACCAAGAACUACCCGUGCACCCACUGCGGUUUGUCAUUUGGGACGUGCAUAAAAUUGAAAAGACACGAAUGUGAUUGUCUUCCAAAGCUCAAGAUCCUAGUAAAAAAUGGUCCCAUAGUGGUGUACUCGUGUAAAAUAUGUGACUUGAAAGUAUUGUCCAAAGAUUCCUUAGAGAGACAUUACAUGGACUACCACGACGUCAGGUCGGACUUGCCGACGACGGUCGAUGUUAGGACUUGCACGACUUGCUCUAAGAAUUACAUGGCGCUUCCGUUUCAUUAUUGCAACAAGAAAAAUUACAGCGUCAUGUGCACUUUCUGCAAUAAAAGGUUUCCAAGCAAGGUUGCGUUGACCAUCCAUUUGAAGGAGAAAGACGAUUAUCCGUGCACUGUGUGUAAGAUGGUGCUUCGCAAGAAAUGCCAGGAGGCGGAGCAUAUGCUUCAACACACAGACAAGUUCACAAGGCUGUUUAAAUGUUUGUCGUGUAAAGAGAACGUGAUGUUGUUCAACGAAGACUCUACACGGAGACACAAAAUAAUCUGGCACAAGCAGAAAAUCGACAAGAGGCGUAACUAUUUCGAAAUGGUGUUGGCACCCCGGAAGUUCAUUGAGGCGCAAACGGUUGAGGAGUUGGACGCAUCCUGUGGCAUCAAGAGGAACUUGGUCAAAAUGAACGACAGCGACUUCCAGAUGAGUAUGAAAGAAGAUGACCCGGUGACGGAAAGACUUAGAAAUACAGCUACUUUGGCAUCAGCUGUCGAAGUCGAAAUCCAAGCUUUGGACUCAGAAAUCGAUAUAAUCGAUCCAGACAAGCCGUCCACUUCAGCCCUCGACGAAGAAGAAUUCGAAGAUAUCAACGAGAGCAUAGUAAAAGAAAAGAUGCUCGUAGAAAUGCAGAAGAAUAAUAGUUUCACAGAAGACGACGAGGGUUACGAAUAUAUUCUUUCAAGCGUCUUCAACGCAUCCGGCCAAAAACGCAACGUCAACCAAGUCGAUGACUUCGAAGAAAUGAUUAAUCGAGAACUAAAGAAGACGAAAAAGAACGAAACUGUAUCUGACACAACAUCUAAAGACGCACAGAACAACGCCAGUCCGAAAAAAGCAAAACCAAAGGCACCGAAUAUCGCAAAGAUAGUACCGAAGAAAGACAUUAUUGUACCGAAGAAAGACAUAAUAGUACCGAAGAAAGACAUAAUAGUACCGAAGAAAGACAUAAUAGUACCGAAGAAAGAGAUCAAGAAACCCGUGCCCGUACCCACACUACCCAUACUGGUCAACCCAGGCGAAAGUUUGUACCAUGGAAGAGUAAGGUGUAAUUUCACUGGGUGUGACCACAUAGCGGAGAACAGAAAAGAAUAUAGAGAGCACAAGCUCACACACAAAGCGAAAGUCAUGGGUUGUGGCUUAUGCAAAGGAUCCUUCAACUCCAUCAGGGCAUAUUUGACCCAUUUGUCUAACCACGGCUACAAGGAAUGGACGUGCCCAGAAUGUUUGCGGUCAUACACUACGUAUAGCAGUUUAGUUUCCCAUGUGAAGGGGAUGGCAUUAAGAUCGUUUUUCAAGAUCCAGUAUGUCGACAAAAAUCCCGACCCAAGUGGUCCGACGAAGUUGUGCGUUACUUACCAGUGCAAGCGAUGCAAGACCACCGUUUUAAAGGAGAAUAUUCUGGACCAUUGGGAGUUUCACAUCGGUUCUGCUCAGGUGAACGUGGAAAUUGAGGAGCAGGAAGGGGUGGUGGGCCUCCCUCAGUAUGAACAAGGGAACGGGGUUGUGGAAAAUAAAAUGGACUCGGAUGUCUUGAGACGGACCAUCGCGGCGCUCCUCAGCCACAAAAAGAAGGCUGCACACAACAAGACGUGCGUCGCUUGCGGGCGCUCCUUCGACCGCCGGAACGACUGCAAGAGACACCACAUCGAGCAUUUACUAGCGCACGCUUAUGAGAACAAGAUGAUUCACAAAGGAUUGCGCUGCCAAAUCUGUUCAAAGCUUUUCGAGAAACCCGAUAGCUACAAACAACAUAUGCGCGAUCAUGGCAACCUGCCCAUAUACCAGUGUGGGAUAUGCUUCAAAACCUUCAGCGAUUCCAGCAACCAUGUCAAGCACCAGAAAACUCAUGGGUCCAUGUACAUUUGUGAUAUAUGCAAGAAGAAGUUUCAAGCUAAGUCGUCGCUUAUCAAGCAUAUGGAGUGCCACUCAUCAACCGACCCGAUCAAGUGCAUUUUCUGCCCUAAAGUGUUUUACGCUGAGUCCGAUUUCUCGCGACACAUGCGGAUCACGCACGAUCAACGCUUGUUCAAGUAUUCGUGCAUCAUUUGCAAGAAGAAAUUCAUGUCGUGCAAGGACAAGUGGGAUCAUAUGUGGAUAGAGCACAAGGAAAGACGGGUGGUAGCAGACUGCCCAGUUUGCGGUGCGGAAUUUCGCAAAGUGAACGACAUGAAACGACAUAUGAAAGCGCAUCACGAAUUAGAUAUUACAGUCGGCAAUAUGAAAGUUUUCCAGCAAUUACUACAUAAAAUGCAGGAAGCUGUCUCGAAGAAGAAGAAAAACCAAACAAAUGUGGAGUUUCAUGACGAAAUCGUGAUCAAAACGGAACGUUUGUCCGAUACUGAAACUGAACUGAAUGAAUGAAGCGGAACUGGUCGUCGGACCAGAUGAUGAUAAGGUUACCAUCAAUAAAAGCAUUGUGGAGUGAUGUUGGAACUCUUAAGUAAGUUCUCCUAUAGUGGUAGACAUUGAGUCUUAACGCUAAAAUAAUACAGGGUGUUGAUUUCAAUCCUCGCCAUAUUUAUUUAGGUGAUCUAUUAUGACCUACAUAAACUCAUUAUCCACAAAAAAAAAUUACAAACGAAAGUGGAAUUUUUAGCGAAUAUUUUCCGUGCAACAUCAACUGUACUGUGGCUCGUAAUACUGCAAUACGCUUACACUGCUGCUCCAUCGAGCUACGCGGAUCGCUCGCUUAUCAUGUUGGAUAACCUCCUGAAGGAAGCCACUUAAACACACACUACCUACAGUGUAAAAGGUAUUUUUCUUUGACUACCUAAAGUUAAAGUUCGUUUUAAAUUUUUUUUUGAAGUCAAUUUUUUUACGGAUUCGUGAUCAGAAUAAGCUACUUAAUCAACUCCCUGAAUAUGGCGAGGAUUGAAAUCAACACCCUGUAUAUUGUUAAAAUUCACACUGAAAUGUGAAAUAAAAUCAUUGCCUGUGCUAUUUGACUCUAACUGCAAUAAUGUUGUUUUCAUGGACAUGAAAUGAAAUUUUACCUAGAAUAAUUGUUUACUUGAUGUAUUCCAAAUAAUUUUACUGAUAUUGUACAUACUAGAUUUCUAACUUCUUUCUGUUAUGUAUUUUGGUAUUCAUUGUUUUACCAGUAGAAUAUUAUUAUUUGUAUGAGUGUGCCUGUAUGGUCAGCUGGGAAUAACUCAUUCUAAGGCUGGAUUGCACCAUUUUACUUUAACAAUAACCGUUGUUUUUUUGUAUGGAAUUUGACAGAUUUUUGUCGUUUGUAAAAAUCAAAGUAAGAUGGUGCGACAUUUGUAAAUAUAUUAUAGUCUGGACUGCGAGCACGUAGAAUUUUGUCCCAUCCCAUACCUAUAUACCCAUCCUUAUUGCUCGCGCGUAAUUAUGUUGCUAUUGCGCUCGCACACUCACUGCGGGCGCCCGUCGCACAGUCGCGACAGCAAUAUAAUUACGCGCGAGCGAUAAGGAUGGGUAGCUUGGGGUCAUUGGACAAAAUUCUACGUGCUCGCAGACCGGGCUUUAUGUAGAUAGAUAAAAAUUCAAUAUUGGCAGUGCCUAUUCUUGUAUAACUCAAUGUUAAUGUUUAAUAUUAUGUGAUGAUUAAGCGUGUACAGUCGGCGUCAAAUAGUUCGUGGCGCCCAAAGUAGCCAAAAAGUUCGCACGUCUUUUUUACAAUGAAAUAAUGUGUAUGUUGCGUUGUCAACUUUUUGGCCACUUUCGUUGUCACGAACUAUUUGAGGCUGACUGUACUAUAAUAUUCUAUCCAAAGACUCAAGUAAUAUUACCUAUUUCAAGCGACAAUAUACAAACAGACGAAAGAAAUGCAUAAUAAUUAAUGUGCAACGAAACAAAGCA
This is a messenger RNA of Ostrinia nubilalis (European corn borer), 5200 nucleotides long. RefSeq lists its product as uncharacterized. NCBI's taxonomy places the organism in Eukaryota, Metazoa, Arthropoda, Insecta, Lepidoptera, Crambidae. Gene Ontology annotation, molecular function: DNA-binding transcription factor activity, RNA polymerase II-specific; RNA polymerase II transcription regulatory region sequence-specific DNA binding. The coding region runs from base 146 to 3736 and encodes 1196 amino acids. Gene Ontology annotation, biological process: regulation of transcription by RNA polymerase II. The transcript has 8 exons. Gene Ontology annotation, cellular component: nucleus. The record is from RefSeq and is a predicted model, not a curated record.